AUGCCGUACAAGCGAGCAAAUGAUAAUGCAGCACACCCUAUCAUUCUAUCAUCGCAUGUUUAUACAAAAACUGCUUUGUUUUUCUUCGUCGAAAUACAGUUCUUCAUUACAAGCGCUGUGCUCACUCUCGUGAUUCACCCGGCCUUCACCGAGGAGGCCGCCCAGGAGGACAGGAAGAAGGAAGAUAAAGACGUGGAGGGACGUGGUGGCGUCCUGGGAGGCCUUGGUGGUUAUGGCGCAGGAGUCGGUCCUGGUCUCGUGGGCGCUGGACUUGGAGGACCUGGUCUUGUCAGUGGUGGAGUGGUGGGCGAUGCGGGCCAUGUCGGAGGUGGGCUUGGACAUGGUCUUGGCCUGGGCCAUGGAGUUGGCAGCGGCUUCCAGUCGGGUUAUGGUUCUGCUGCCGCAGGACACCAGGCAGGCUUUCAGAAGGGCGCCACCGGACACAACCAAGGGUCAAGUGGCUUCACAAGAGGUUCUUCCAACAGGAACGUGAACGCCUACAGCAACAAUCAGGGUUACAACCACAACUCGGGCUUCUCUGCCAGUGACAGCAAGAGCUUCGGCACAGGCCACCACCAGAGUUCCUCGGGUUUUCAGGGAGGUGCCGAUGGUCAUCAGGCUGGAUUCGGACAGUCGUCAUACGGAAAGGCGGCAGGAGUUGGUCUCCCGGGCGUAGGCCUCCACCGCUAA
Messenger RNA from Rhipicephalus microplus (southern cattle tick), 690 nucleotides. RefSeq names its product glycine-rich protein 5-like. NCBI's taxonomy places the organism in Eukaryota, Metazoa, Arthropoda, Arachnida, Ixodida, Ixodidae. The record is from RefSeq and is a predicted model, not a curated record.